Molecule: messenger RNA, 1089 nt
Organism: Penicillium concentricum
Lineage: Eukaryota; Fungi; Ascomycota; Eurotiomycetes; Eurotiales; Aspergillaceae
Product: protein-histidine N-methyltransferase
Exons: 3
Coding region: 1-1089 (362 amino acids)
Biological process (GO): peptidyl-histidine methylation, to form tele-methylhistidine
Molecular function (GO): protein-L-histidine N-tele-methyltransferase activity
Source: RefSeq, a predicted model, not a curated record
AUGGCCUUCAGCUUUGGGUUCUCGGGGGAGGAUAUCGACAUUGACGACUCGGAGAUCAAUAAAGAUUUCUCCGAUGUGCCCUCUCAGCAAAUCGUGGGCAAUUCUCUUCCUGAGCUUGUGAAAGCGAUUAAACAUGAUAUGAAUGAAUGGCUUGCAAUUCUCCCCUCUCAAAUCUUCUACAAUAAGCUCGCAAUCAGCGAUACGUCCCUGGCUGUCGCUCGUCGAGAGAUCUUUGACAUCCGCACCCAACUCAUGGCCGAAGACAGCGCAGGCCAUGAUAAUGAAGAGCUCAUUGCCGGUAUUGAAAAAGGCGACAUCACGCCCAAUUUCUAUGAAGGCGGCUUCAAAACCUGGGAAUGUGCCCUGGAUCUAGCUAAGCUCUCUGUCAAUGAGGACAUUCUUAGUGAAUCCUCCGAUAGCCCAGCAGACAUCCAUAUAAUUGAGCUUGGCGCAGGCACAGCAGUCCCAUCAUUGACACUGUUCGCCCGUCUUCUCAGCCAAUCUGAGCCCGGCCAGAGCCAAAGAAAGACCCUCUUUACUUUUGCGGACUAUAACUCGGACGUGCUCCGUCUUGUCACGCUCCCGAAUCUCCUUCUGACAUGGCACAAUAGCCGCUCCCAAACGGCUGUUUCGGCCGCGCCAACUGCGCGAGACCAAGACGAAGAGCUGGACAUCACGCCUGAGCUGGUUGAAGAAUUCAAGAAUGAUCUUGCUCAACGUGGGAUCUCGGUUGAUUUCGUUUCCGGCGCUUGGUCGCCCGAGUUUGUGGAUCUGGUCUUCUCGUCCGGUGAAGGCGCUCGCAAGACUCUGGUUCUUGCUAGUGAGACUAUUUAUUCACCUGCAUCACUGGUUGCAUUUUCAGAGACGCUUUUGGCGCUGUUGCGCCGCUCGAACACUGUAUCGGCGAGAAGUCGUGCUCUCGUCGCGGCGAAGAAGGUUUAUUUCGGAGUUGGCGGAGGCGUUGAUGAGUUCCUUGCUGUGCUGGGUAAUGUCUGUGCUAAUGAGCUGGACGUGCAACAGACAUUGAAUGUUCAAUCUGAGGGUGUGGGCCGAGUAGUUUUGGAGGUUGUGCCGUCAAACGGGCCCUAG